AUGAAGGAUAUCUACAAGGAAGAGAUUCUCGCCAUCCCCGAGGGUGUCAAGGUCGAUAUCAAGGCCCGCAUCGUCACUAUCACCGGCCCCCGCGGUGCUCUUACCAAGAACUUCCGUCACGCCGAUAUGGACAUUGUCAAGCUGGACACUGACCGUAUCCGCCUCGUCGUCUGGCACGGCAAGCGCAAGCACGUUGCUUGCCUCCGUACCAUCCGCUCCUUGAUCAACAACAUGAUCAUCGGUGUUACCAAGGGCUACGAGUACAAGAUGCGUUUCGUCUAUGCCCAUUUCCCCAUCAACGUCAUUAUUGCCGAUGAUGAGAAGUCGGUCGAGAUCCGCAACUUCUUAGGUCAGAAGAUUGUCAUGAAGGUUCCCAUGUUGGAGGGCGUUACCAUUUUCCACUCCAAGGACCAGAAGGAUGAGAUCACCUUGAUUGGUAACGAUCUUGCCAACGUUUCCCAGUCCGCUGCCAACAUUCAGCAGGCCACCACUGUCAAGAACAAGGAUAUCCGUAAGUUCUUGGAUGGUAUCUACGUCUCUCAGAAG
This is a messenger RNA of Gamsiella multidivaricata, 546 nucleotides long. Its product is annotated as ribosomal protein L6, alpha-beta domain-containing protein. Gene Ontology annotation, biological process: cytoplasmic translation. The record is from RefSeq and is a predicted model, not a curated record. Lineage: Eukaryota; Fungi; Mortierellomycota; Mortierellomycetes; Mortierellales; Mortierellaceae. The transcript has a single exon. The annotation marks the transcript as partial. Gene Ontology annotation, molecular function: structural constituent of ribosome; rRNA binding. Gene Ontology annotation, cellular component: ribosome; cytosolic large ribosomal subunit.